AGUAAAUAAUAUAUGGAGGGAAUUAAAUCCUAUUAAGCAUAUUUGUUCUCAAGUACAAUAAUUUUAAAUAGCGGCUACCAACAACAACUAUUCAAUUCCAUUACUUGGCCAUGGCGCUUUCUCUUCUCCAAUACAUUCUCUUAAUCUUCAUUUCCAUUACUACUAUUUGCUCUUCUUUCAAUUUCCAACUUUCUUCUCUUGAAAAACUUUCGACGCCACCGCAGAAUACUUCAAUCAAAGAUCGGAUUCUUGGGCUGGCUAAUGAUGAAAAUACAGUUAACUGGAUGAAGAAGAUAAGGAGAGAAAUCCAUGAGUACCCGGAACUUGCUUAUGAAGAAUUUGAAACUAGUAAACUCAUCAGGCGUGAACUUGACCGACUUGGUGUUGCUUAUAGAUGGCCUGUGGCGAAGACCGGCGUUGUUGCCACAAUUGGUUCUGGUUCUCCUCCUUUUGUUGCUUUGAGAGCGGAUAUGGAUGCUUUGCCUAUUCAGGAACUGGCGGAAUGGGAACACAAGAGUAAAGUAAAUGGCAAAAUGCAUGCAUGUGCUCAUGAUGCGCACGUUACCAUGCUCCUCGGUGCUGCAAAGAUACUGCAAGAACUGCGACACACAUUAAAGGGUACUGUUGUUCUUAUAUUUCAACCGGCUGAGGAACGGGGUACAGGUGCAAAAGAUAUGAUCCAAGAAGGUGCGCUUGAAAACGUUGAGGCCAUUUUUGGUGUACACUUGGUGCAUAAGUAUCCCACCGGUGUUGUUUCAUCACGGCCCGGAGAAUUUCUAGCUGGAUGUGGGAGCUUUAAGGCGAAAAUUAGUGGGAAAGGAGGACAUGCUGCAAUUCCACAACACUCUAUUGAUCCAAUUUUGGCAGUUUCGUCAUCUGUAAUUAGCUUGCAAAAUAUUGUUGCAAGGGAAAUUGACCCUUUAGAUUCUCAGGUGGUUUCUGUAAGCAUAAUUGAUGGAGGUACAGAGUAUAAUACUAUCCCGGACUCGGCUACAAUAGCCGGAACUUUUAGAGCUUUCAGCAAAAAGAGCUUCUCAUUGCUUCGGGAAAGGAUAGAAGAGGUUAUCAAGGGGCAGGCGGCUGUGCAUCGGUGCUCUGCCGAGGUUGAUUUCGAGGGAAGAGAACAUCCCACACUUCCUCCAACGGUGAAUGAUGAAAGAAUAUAUGAACAUGUAAAGUGGGUCUCAGUUGACUUAUUGGGAGAAGAAAAAGUAGAAGUGGCUCCUUGCUUCACAGGGAGUGAAGAUUUUGCUUUCUUCUUGGAUGAAGUUCCAGGAUCCUUCCUGUUUUUAGGCAUGUGGAAUGAGAAGGCGGGAGCCACAUAUCCUCCACAUAGCCCUUACUUUUUUAUUGAUGAGGAUGUGUUUCCCAUUGGAGCAGCCAUACAUGCAGCAUUUGCACAUUCCUAUCUUUUAAAUUCAACUAAUUAUAAGAAUUCUUACUGAUUAUUUGGAGCAUAUA
This is a messenger RNA of Pistacia vera, 1461 nucleotides long. Its product is annotated as IAA-amino acid hydrolase ILR1-like 1. NCBI's taxonomy places the organism in Eukaryota, Viridiplantae, Streptophyta, Magnoliopsida, Sapindales, Anacardiaceae. Gene Ontology annotation, cellular component: endoplasmic reticulum. Gene Ontology annotation, biological process: auxin metabolic process. The transcript has 5 exons. Gene Ontology annotation, molecular function: IAA-Ala conjugate hydrolase activity. The record is from RefSeq and is a predicted model, not a curated record. Bases 111 to 1445 code for a protein of 444 amino acids.